Molecule: messenger RNA, 496 nt
Organism: Pelobates cultripes (western spadefoot toad)
Lineage: Eukaryota; Metazoa; Chordata; Amphibia; Anura; Pelobatidae
Source: the annotation of a GenBank genome assembly
AUACAGGACCGGAGGACAGCCCGCCUACAACUCAGCAAUUGAAAAAAAUGCUGUCGGAACUUACUGACACCAUUCAGAAGAACAUGGCGACGCAGAUACAAACCCUCACCGCAGAUCUCAGGAAGGAGAUUAUAGAGGUGAGCCAACGUACUGCUCAGAUAGAGAAGAGGAUGGAUGAUUUCGCUGAAGCGCAUAACGGUCUCGCGGACAAGCUGCAUGAAUUGGACACCGUCCUGCACGACCAUGCGGUCAAAAUGGCCGACAUGGAGGACAGAUCAAGACGCAAUAACUUGCGUAUCCGCGGUAUACCAGAGUCAGUGCUCAACCCUGCACUUCCCGACUACCUGUUAGACCUCUUCCAAGCACUGUCACCGGAGACGCACCCGGAUCAGCUUAUCAUCGACCGAGCACAUAGGUUGAGAAGACCGAAACACCUCCCUAACUCCACCGCGAGGGACGUGAUAGUCCGUGUACACUUUUAUCAUGCCAAGGAGAG